Molecule: messenger RNA, 4183 nt
Organism: Aplysia californica (California sea hare)
Lineage: Eukaryota; Metazoa; Mollusca; Gastropoda; Aplysiida; Aplysiidae
Product: glutamine synthetase
Exons: 8
Coding region: 1044-2435 (463 amino acids)
Cellular component (GO): membrane; cytoplasm
Molecular function (GO): glutamine synthetase activity
Source: RefSeq, a predicted model, not a curated record
AUUAGUUCUAAACUCCGUGGGGGAGCCCUAUCAGAGCAAUGUGUCCCCUCGUUGGUCUCGGUGGCGGAUGGAGAGCCUCGGACUACUCGGAGUCGAACCAACCACUUCAACACAGAUGGAAUCUUAAAAAAACAACAACUAUUCACCUUUCUUCAAAUCCCAACAUAGCUUUAAAAAAAAAUAAUUUAAAAAAUCUCAACUCGCUGCCGCGGAGCCGAGCAAACUUACAAACUCAGGGAAAAGGGACAUAUAGGCCAGCCUUUGCCCUCCCUCCUCUCACGAAGCUGCGGGAGCGGCCGUACACGACCAUUUGCAGCACUGGUGCACAGAGGAGGGUUACAGACCUUACCCUCUUCAAGACCAGAGUCUGGAGAUGCAGCAUGACAAGCACUCGGAUACAUCUCCACAAACGUCCAGAAGCUGUCUUCUGAAACACUCUUUUUUGUCAAGUGCGCAUAGGAGAAAAAAGUGGCCGGACUCCCGAAGACUUUCCCUUUAGGCCCGAAGAUAGUGACCAUAACAGCUGGUCUCAUAUAACUGAAGAACGGAAUUGCGAAAAGGAUAUGACCGUGCGUACGGAACUUUUCCACUUUCUCAACAUGGCAUAGCUUAGUAGCACAACAAAUCGAUGGAGGAAGAUUGUAUGGACCAGAACAUUGCCAGUUACAAUGACAGGGUCAACAUGCACAUGAACAAGUGAUCGCGGCCACUUUUUGACGACAUCAACUCACAAUGCAUGGACCCUGUCAGCAUGGACCCUGUCAGACGAUCAACACAGGCAACUGUGGUGUAGUGAUUAGAUGCUUUGCCGCCGCACGCGAAAGAUCUUAGUUUGAUUCCAGUGUGCGGAUGAUUUUAUCGAGUAUUCCAGUCUUCCCACUGGGAUGUUACAUCUUCUUUUUGCUGGGGCGCUCUGUCUUUCUCAGCCCGAUUUGGCCCUCACGGGCUGGGAGGAAGACCGACUCAUAAAUGAUCGAAACUGUGUCCAUUGGAGUGAAAAAACACCUACAUUAAAAAACAAAAUAAAUAAAUGAAAGGCGAUUAUGAGUUGCACCAACCAUUUGGACCAUCUUGGGUGUGCAGACAAAUGGCCCUCACGUAGACUGUGUGUUCAGAUACAUGGAGACAUCAUGACAGAUUCCUUCGACUAUUUUGAGUUGGUCGUCUAUGAUGUCCACUGUGUGCAAAGAGGCCGCAUGUUGGCGAGGAGGAGGAUGGACCGGACCAUUCGGGAUGGCUUAGGAAUAUAUACCGGUGUUUGCUACUUUGGCAUGCUAGAUGAACCGAACGUGCACCCAAAGUUUGGUGAACUUGCCAACUACAGCAACAGCAACCUGAAGCCGGACAUGUCCACAUUGACUAGGAGCCUAAAGUCAGCAGGAGGUCAAGGGAGGGUUGGCCAUGUUAUAUGUAACUUGGAGCUGUUGAAUGGAAAACCGGACAUGUCUUGCCCCCGGAUUGCAGCGCAAAACCAGAUAUCCAAGUUAGCAGAACUGGGACUCACAAUCAAAUCGUCCUCCGAGAUUGAAUUUGACAUACGGAACACUGAAACCAAUGAAGACUUUGGUCACACUGCUCAAUGGGCGAGCAUCAACAUUGUAGAAGACCAGCAGGCCAUAAUUCUAGAACUGCUUGAUGAACUCAGUGACAUCAAUGUGAAUGUGGACACCUUCCAGACAGAGGCGGGCCCAGGACAGUAUGAGAUCACUAUGGAUAUUGCAGAAGGAAUCAAGGGUCCUGAUAGCACAGCUCGUUUCAAGAAUGCUUCUAAGACAUUUUUCAGAAAAAGAGGAUACACAGCAUCCUAUAUGACAAAAGUGGACCUGAACGGUAUAAGCAGUGGCAUGCACUUUAAUCACUCUUUGUGGACAAACGAUGGCCUAAACGCUUUCAAAGAUCCCAGUCAACCCGAAAAUUUGUCUGAGCUCGGUCGCCAUUGGCUGGCAGGUCUUCUCCAUCACGCGCCGGGGAUAACAGCGAUGUGUUCACCCACCGUCAACUGUUACAGGCGUGUCGGGUCACCCUGGGCGCCCACGUACAGCAACUGGGGUGUGCAGAACAGAAUGGCCACCUACCGACUGAAGGUUGAAGGUCAUGGCAGAAACGUGUACCUGGAGAACCGACUGGCCAGUGCUGCCAGUAACCCAUACCUGGUCUUGGCCUGUACAGUGGCUGCUGGUCUGGAUGGAAUCAAGAGAAAGCUGGAACUCCCUAAAGCUGACACCAAUGCAGCAGUACUUCCCAAUGAUCUGGACUCAGCUCUGACAGCGCUAGAAGCCGACACAGUUCUUGUUGAAGCUCUUGGUGAAGAUGUUGUCAAACACUUUGUUUAUGCCAAACGUUGCUUUGAAGUAGAGAAGUUUAAAAAGAUCAGUGACUGCAGUGAGGAUGUGAAGUUCAAAGAAGAGUAUAAAACGUAUUUCUACAAAGCAUAAAGAUUUAUUAAGUUAGCAUCAAUGAAGAAUGACAUGCAUGUAAUCAGAGCAUUUGAAAUACAUACUUCACAUCAUCUCUAGCAAAGAAAAGGUACACACGAACUGCACGGGUCCAGAAUACUCAAAUGUGUAAUAUUUACUUUGCUGUAUUAUCUCUAUCUUUUCCUCAUCCUUCUUCAUUACUGUUACAAAAAGGUCAUUUCUCUCUCCCUCUCUCUCUCUCUCUCUCUCUCUCUCUCUCUCUCUCUCUCUCUCUCUCUCCCUCCCUCCCUCCCUCCCUCCCUCAUCCCUGCAUGUCAGGGGCAUAGUGGAUGAGUGGGAUAAAGCAUCCCAGCGUAUUAAAGACAGAGAUACUUGAUAGGGUAAAUCCCACGUCCUUCCUGGAUUGUUUCCUCUUCUGCCGGUGUCCAGAUGGAUAGAGGGCCGAGAACUCCGCCUCAGAACUGAAAUGUUGUGACCUUACGGCGGGACAGUCUCAGUCAUCAUAAUGUACAUAUAAUUAUUUGCUUCUCUUGUAUGGAAGCCUGUCUGGCAAAAACUCAUUAUUUUAUUCUGUUUUUGUUUUAUUUUGAAAUACUGCAAUAUUUGUUAAUUUUCACCUUUAAUUUCCAUUUUUCUGUUUGCAUAGAUAAAAAUUCUGUUUUCAAACGCAACGUUCUCAUAUACUUUUACUGUUUGCAUGUAAAUGUUCUUCUCGUGUGCUUUUUCUAACCUUGUACACUUUAAUAUGCUUCCUUCAUUUACAGUAAUGUACAACAAUCAUAUAGUUUCUCCGUUAAUAUCUAACAAUGACCAAUCCAUAGGCAAAAAUACUUCUCAAACAAAGUCAAAGAAAUAAGAAUUUCAAAUGAUGCCCCUGCUUUUUUCGUACGCAAAACUAUUUCUACAUCGAUGCGGGCAUUUUAAGCGUGUUGCACUGCCAAAAUAUGUGAAGUUAUCGACAAUGCAUGAUACCCUCAGAAUGCCUUUUUUAAUUACAUGACAAUACCCUUAAAACUGGUAUGAACCAACAAACUAAAAGUGGAUAUUCCUUGUGCAUGUGCAUUCUUUGUGCUUUUUUAAGACAUUAUUUCAGCUGUAAACUUGGAAUAUUUUAACAUCUCCACGAUUUCCUGUCUAUCACAAUAUUCUGCUUAAUUAGUGUUUCUUUUUCCGCAAGUUCAUUUGUGGUUGUGCUGUAUGCAGGCUAUGUGAAUGUGUAUGUGUGGUGUCAGAUGAUACAAUUCUGUUGGAUACUGGACUGUGGCAAGUGGAAAAAAACCCACGGCUUAUACUUUUCCUUUGGUUACCGAUCAAAGUGCUCAAUAGUUUUAUAAAAGAAAGAAACAGAUAUUUGGUUAUCAGCUUUUUCUUUUGCAGUGUUUUUGACUCAGCCUUUUGGUAUCUUCAGCUCUUUACUUCGUUCCGAUAGCGUAACAUUUAAGUCAUGGGUGAAUCAAUGAAUUCGGUUGUUUAAGUGAGCAAGUGUUUAAUCGUAUCAGAAUUACUGGUGAUAUCAAUUGCGGCAAUUGUUGUUAGACGCAAGCACACAGCCAGCGUCACGUGUCCAUGCUCAGCAAGCUCACAACAGGGCAUCAUACUACAAUACAUUACAUGUAUCAUGGCAGCCAGAGAAGGCGUAUUCAUUGUUAGAAGUUUUCUCUGUACGUAUGUCGUGGUCUGUUUGAUUUGCAUACAGUACAGUUGUAAGUGCCUUUGUAAGACAUCUUUUACAACGAAAAUGGCAAAUAAAGUGUUUCUGUUUUUCA